Molecule: messenger RNA, 1059 nt
Organism: Pneumocystis jirovecii RU7
Lineage: Eukaryota; Fungi; Ascomycota; Pneumocystomycetes; Pneumocystales; Pneumocystaceae
Product: Elongator subunit ELP4
Exons: 2
Coding region: 1-1059 (352 amino acids)
Biological process (GO): tRNA wobble uridine modification
Cellular component (GO): cytoplasm; elongator holoenzyme complex; transcription elongation factor complex
Source: RefSeq, a predicted model, not a curated record
AUGUCUUUUAAACGAAGAAUUGCACCUGGAUUACAAAAUGUGCAAAAAGCAUUAGAGACAUCUUUAGAUACAGAAGAAACUUUAGACAGUGGAGUAUGUCCAUCUCCGCUUAAUGGAAUCCAUAUUACAAGCUCAGGCUGCUCAUCUCUUGAUUCAAUUAUUGGUUUUGGGGGUCUUCCACUAGGAAUGUGUUUUUUGAUUGAAGAAACUGGAACAACUGAUUUUUCAAGUUCUUUAUUGCGUUAUUUUUCAGCAGAAGGCAUUAUUCAUGGACAUGCAAUUUGGUCAGGUGGCAUUUCAAAAACAUGGUUUCAAGAUUUACCAGACGCAGAUUUAAAUAUAUAUCAUGAAAAAAAUAAAUCAUCUGAUGAUAUUAUGAAAAUAGCAUGGAGAUACCAUCAUCUAGGGGAUUUUAAGGAUAAUUUUGGAUUAAAUAAAGGCCCGGGCAUUAAUAAAUCCAAAAACAUAGAAUAUUGCCAUACUUUUGAUCUUUCAAAACGCUUGAGAAUACCGCAUACAGCAUCCAUCACAUGUUCAAAAGUUCUCCCUAUGUCAUCUAAACCUUACAGCGAAUUUAUAUCAGAAAUUCUUAAACUUUUAUCUUCAGAAUCUCCCAAGACAAUACGAUUAGUAAUUCCAAAUAUUCUUUUACCUAUAGUUUAUCCUUCUGAAUCUUUAAAACACAAAAAUAUACUUGAAUUUUUUCACACAUUAAGAGCACUUUUAAGAACAUAUUCUAAUCGUCUGGUCGCUAUGAUAAGUAUUUCAACACAAUUAUAUUCUCGAGAAACUGGUAUAGUUCGUUACUUGGAAUUAUUAUCUGACGGUGUUCUCGAAUUGAUUCCUUUUUUAAAUACUGAUUCUACAAAUGAAUUUCAAGGUCUUCUAAAGUUGCACAAACUUCCAUUUUCUCAAAAUUCAAUCAAUCAUGAUAAUGAUUUAGCAUUUAAAAUUAGUCGUAAAAAGUUUUCAAUUGAGCCAUGGUCAUUACCUCCUGUUGAUGAAAAAGAAUCUUACAUAGGAAAUAAAAGUGAUACAUCUAUUUCAGUAGAUUUUUAA